AUGGCCAUGAAAUCAAAAUAUUCAGGCCCUAUUACCGUCGAUUCGGAGGAUGAUGACUAUACUAUAAGUAGUUCAUCCAGCACCACUGGAUACCAUCAAAUUUAUACCUUAGUACUACAAGGCGAGCUCUACGAUGCACCCCUCACUGGAAACGUAAAAAGCAUCCUCGAUGUUGGCACCGGCACCGGGAUCUGGGCUAUUGAAAUGUCAAACAAGUUUCCCUGUGCAAGGAUUGUAGGGAAUGAUUUAUCGCCUACACAACCAUCAUGGGUCCCAUUAAAUGUUGAAUUUGAGGUGGAUGAUAUCACGCAAGACUGGACUCAUCCUCCUUGCAGCUUUGACUUUAUACACGCCCGCGCCCUCGCCGGCUCUAUUCCCUGCUGGCCCAUAUUCCUCUCCCGCGCCUAUCGCACACUCUCGCCCGGCGGUUGGUUCGAGUCCGUCGAAACCACACUAGAACAGCUCAGUGACGACAACUCUGUGCCACCCGAAUCUGCCGUGACAGAGUGGUACCGGCUACUCUCCGAGUCUGGGGGAAAUGUUGGCAAAGCAUUCGAUACAACGAAUAUGAGCACUUGGAUGGAGGAGCAGGGGUUCGUGAACGUUAGACAGAGGGUUUUCAAAAUCCCUACAGCACCGUGGCCGGCUCCUCCGGCGUUGAAGGAGAUUGGGAGACAGAAUUUGGCAAACUUGUUGGAGGGUAUGGAGGGAUUUUCGUUGGCACUAUUCACGAGGGUUUUGGAGUGGGAUACUGCGGAUAUUGAUGCGUUGCUGGCAAGAGUGAGGUCGGAGCUUUUGGAUAGGAAGGUGCAUUCAUAUUAUCGGAUGUUUGUGGUUAUUGGCCAGAAGCCAGAAAACGCAGCUGCGUCAGAGAAGACAGCUGGAAAUUCUGUUAAAUUCUCAAAUGAGCCUGGCCCGAGCUCGUAA
This is a messenger RNA of Morchella importuna, 927 nucleotides long. RefSeq lists its product as uncharacterized. The coding region runs from base 1 to 927 and encodes 308 amino acids. NCBI's taxonomy places the organism in Eukaryota, Fungi, Ascomycota, Pezizomycetes, Pezizales, Morchellaceae. Gene Ontology annotation, molecular function: methyltransferase activity. The record is from RefSeq and is a predicted model, not a curated record. The transcript is spliced from 4 exons.